Messenger RNA from Colletotrichum higginsianum IMI 349063, 1089 nucleotides. Its product is annotated as Phenylacetaldoxime dehydratase family. The record is from RefSeq and is a predicted model, not a curated record. Bases 1 to 1089 code for a protein of 362 amino acids. The transcript has a single exon. Lineage: Eukaryota; Fungi; Ascomycota; Sordariomycetes; Glomerellales; Glomerellaceae.
AUGUCUUCUGAACCACGAGCUUAUCCUCUCCGACGACCAGACGGUCACCGACCACCCGUGCCGCGUUGGCACCUUGUUCUCGGGGAGGAUGUGGAAAGCGUUGCCACAGCAUACAUAGGCGUGCAGCCUCAUUUCUAUGACAGCGGCACUGUUCGGGCCGUGGAAGGAAUAACCGCGGCAAUUGAGGCAUGGCUUGCUGGAGACGAAGACAGCAGGCCUCUUGCAAGUGAACGUUUCAAACAUCUGGAUGGCGACGAUGCUCCAGAGGCAAGAAUCUGGGUCUGCUACUGGGAUGAUCCUGAACAGAGCAAAAACGGUCUACAAAAGCUUGAUCUCGCUUCCAUAUUCGCCCAUCUGGCACCGGAGAAUCAGCGUCGCAUCGGACUGUGGAGCGAAAGCUUUGCAACACCCACAACUCGCCUUGAAACGAACUAUUCCGGCCUAGACUACCUCCCGGGCCUGGCGAGAUUGCCAGGCGCGAGUACCCAAGAGCACACUCUCUCGGCAUACUGGGGUGCAGCAAGGGAUAGGAUUCCAUCAUCAGCUCACGAUCUGUUCAAAAAAGACGACGCAGCGGAGCGCACAACAGUUGAAGCUCGUCCCAAAGGACUGGGACAGCACUUAGUUGGGACCAACUACGACAAUAUGGUACACAUCCGCUCCGGGCAGUUUUGGGAGAACUGUGGUGUAGAAGAAACGGAAUCCUAUGAGAAACACCUUGAACCAACCCUGAGAACCGGCUUAACCUAUCUCUGGGAGAACCGAAAGGAUGGUGGCGCCAUGGGGCUGCGUUUUCUCGGCAAUACGGAUGCCAUGGGCCAUGUAAGAAAGGAGACUUGCGGCGCUGGCUUUUUUACCGACUUACAUUCCCUGGAAGAAUGGUCCAGAAGGCAUCGCUCUCAUCUUGCCAUCUAUCUCGGGGCUAUCAAGCAUGCGAAGACUUUCGGGGAUUCACGGAAGUUCCGUACAUGGCAUGAGGUUUCUGUGCUGAAACGGGGAGAAGCUGCAUUUGAGUACAUCAACUGCCUACCCACGACAGGUGUGGUCAGAUUUGUUCCGUUGGAUGUGGUGUAUGACCUUUUCUGCUGA